AAAAACACACAUAACAAAGAUAAUAGAUAUGAGGGGGAAGGUUAAGUUAUCGUUCAUAGAAAAUGAUACAGUGAGGAAAACAACAUUCACCAAAAGGAAGAAAGGAAUCAUGAAGAAACUCCACGAGCUAGUGACUCUAUGUGAUGUUGAAGCAUGUGCGGUCAUCAAUAGCCCGUACAACUCGAUCCCGGAGGCUUGGCCAUCAAAGGAAGGCGUUGAAGAAGUGGUGUCGAAUUUUAUGGAGUUUUCGGUGAUAGACCGGACCAAGAAGAUGGUGGAUCAAGAGACAUUUAUACGUCAAAGGAUCGCCAAAGAAACAGAAAAACUGCAAAAGCUACGUGAUGAGAACCGAAAUUCUCAAAUUCGAGAUUUAAUGUUCGGUUGUCUCAAAGGGGAGAUAGAUGUUUAUCAUCUUCAUGGAAGAGAUCUUCUAGAUUUGAGUUUCUUUAUUGAUAAGUAUCUCAAUGGUCUUAUUCGUAGGGUUGAGAUCCUUACGGAGAACGGUGAGUCUUCUUCUUCUUUACCUCCUCCUAUUGGGGCAGCUCCUAUUGGUGUGGAUGCAUCUGCUCCAAUCGGAUUUGAUGGUCAUAUGAUUCAAUAUCAAAAUCAAGAUCAGCAAAAGCCGGUUAAGUUCCAAUAUCAGGCUCUUUUUGAUUUUUAUGAUCAGAUUCCAAAGAAAAUCCAUGACUUUAAUAUGAAAAUGAAUAUAGAUUCGAAUCAAAGUAUGAAUUUGGAUUUGAAUCAAAAUGUUAAUGUUGGAGAGAACGAGGGCAUUCCUUGCAUGGACAUCAAUAACUACCAUCAUCACUGCUCUCACUGAUGUUUGUGCUCCUAACAUCACCAAUGAUCUCUAGUCUAAAGGAUGUAUUUCGAGUGAAGUGUUUGAUCAUCUGCAUUUUUUGUUUUUUCCAUUUCAGAAAAUAAAAU
Molecule: messenger RNA, 927 nt
Organism: Arabidopsis lyrata subsp. lyrata
Lineage: Eukaryota; Viridiplantae; Streptophyta; Magnoliopsida; Brassicales; Brassicaceae
Product: MADS-box transcription factor PHERES 1-like
Exons: 1
Coding region: 29-820 (263 amino acids)
Biological process (GO): positive regulation of transcription by RNA polymerase II
Molecular function (GO): RNA polymerase II cis-regulatory region sequence-specific DNA binding; protein dimerization activity; DNA-binding transcription factor activity, RNA polymerase II-specific
Source: RefSeq, a predicted model, not a curated record